GCAUCAAAGAGGAUGGCAGAGUUAGCACUGACGAAGUCGUUGGUUAGCACCACUUAGCACCCGACUGUAAACGUCGCGAGAACCUUAGCAGCCAUGGAAUGCGCGUGUGGGAAUCUAAUUCUACUGUGGAAAUAUACUCCAGACUUUCUUCACAUUAACUCACAAUUCAUUGCACAAUAACCGAAGAGAGAUAAAGUUCACACUUGGAUACCUUUGGUCCUAUCGAGUGAAUGUUAAUGUUCAGCCGAGGGUGUCUUGGGUGCCUACGCUUGCUACACAAUUCGGUCGGAUGGAAUUUUGCUGGUAACGAACGUCUAUUCCAGGACUUAACCUGCAAAAAUGAAAGGGUGCCCAGGUGGACUUGGGCACCCCUGGGUCCAUUACUGUUGCGCUCAUUCUGCUCCUCACCUUCGCUCUUUGCCAACGAGUCAGUACUACCAUCGCAAGUCCAGGUUGUUAUCGCAGGUGCGGGGACUGUUGCUAAUUCAGUUGCAUAUCAUCUAGUACAAAAUGGGUGGAAUGACGUACUUGUAUUGGAACAAGCCAGGGUGGGAAGUGGAACUUCCCAUUUUGGUUCUGGGACACUUGGUCUGUUCAAACCCAUAGCUCAUCGCAAUAUAAUAAUGUAUAGUAUAAAAUUAUAUCGACAAUUGCAAGAGAUGGGAUUUGACAUUGGAAUGAAGGAAUGUGGUAGCAUAAACCUGGCACAAACCAAAGAUAGACUAAUCGCCCUCAAAAGAAGAAUAGCUUACAAUGUCCCUACAGGAUUGUACUGCGAGAUUCUCGGAAGAGAGGAAUUGAAGAGACUACACCCUUAUUUACACGUUGAUGACUUGGAGGGAGCAGUUUGGGUUCCUGAAGAUGCUGUUGCCGAUUCAAGUGCUAUUUGUCAUGCCUUAGCCAAACUGGCAAAACAGGGUGGAGCUCGCUAUAGAGAGAAUUGUAGAGUACAGGAGGUGUUUACAGAAAAUGAAGUUGUUAAAAGUAUUCAAACGAACCAUGGCAAUAUCACAUGUGAAUAUUUUGUAAAUUGUGCAGGAAUGUGGGCAAGAGAAUUAGGCCUGCGGUGCAAUCCCCCCGUCAGAAUUCCGGCGUACCCAGCAGAACAUUUUUAUGCAACUACACCACCUAUGGUCCCUGAGUUGAAUUCUAAUUUACCGUGCAUACGCGACUUCGAUUCAUACUCGUAUGCUCGUCAAUGGCAAGGUGGUCUGAUGGUUGGUUGGUUUGAACGGGAAGCAAAACCAGCUUUUGGCAGAGAAGGGAAUGUUCCGGAAAAUGAAUGGCAUCGCCACCUCAAAGAUGAUCCAUCACACUGGAAGCCGCUCUGGGAAAGAGCGAAACACCGUCUCCCCAUACUUAGAGAAAUGGGAGAGCCUACUAUUUAUAAUUCCCCGGAUAACUUUACACCAGACGGCCGUUGGAUCCUUGGAGAAAGUCCAGAGGUGAAGAACUAUUUCAUUGCCGUUGGUAUGAAUGGAAAUUCAUUGCAAGGUGCUGGGGGAAUCGGUAAAGCUAUUGCUGAAUGGCUAAUGAAGGGGGAACCAACUCAAGAACUACUUCCCUUCAACAUACAAAGAUUCUUGGAUCUGCACAACAACAAACAGUACCUUCAACAGAGAAUAAAAGAAGUAGUAGGUCGACACUACGCUAUAUUAUAUCCGCACCAGUGCGAAUACAAGUACGCCAGAAAAUUACGCUGCUCGCCAUUGUAUUCAGUGUUGGAAGAACAAGGUGCCGUAUUCGGCAUAAAAAUGGCUUACGAAAGACCACUCUACUUUGAUUCUACUUACCGAAGAGGUGACAAAAAACCUGAAAUGCCACCAGGCAGUUUUUACAAACCAAAAUUCUUUGAAUUUAUGAAAGAAGAAUUCCUUGCCUGCCGCGAAGGAGUUGGAAUAAUUGAUAUGAGCUCUUUCUCCAAAAUUGAGAUUACGUCUAGUCGUUCGGAAGUUGUCGACUAUUUGCAGCAGUUAUGCUCAAAUGAUGCUAAUAUACCGGUGGGCGGUAUAGUUCAUACAGGUAUGCAAAAUGAGCGGGGUGGCUACGAAAAUGAUUGUAUGCUCGUUCGUCAAACGGACAACAGCUUUUUUAUGGUUUCCCCUACAUCCCAACAAACUCGUAUCUAUCAAUGGAUGUCAAGGCAUUUACCUUCUGAUCGAUCGGUGGGCUUGAAUGACGUUACCUCGAAAUAUACCGUAAUCAAUGUUGUGGGUCCAAAGGCAACUGAAUUGAUGUCCGAGUUAUCCAACUCCGAUAUUAAUCUCUCUCCCUUUACACACAAAAAAGUGAAUGUUGGAUAUGCCUCUGACGUAAUGGUGAUGGCUUUUACGCACACUGGAGAGCCGGGAUAUUGUCUCUAUAUCCCAUCCGAAUACGCCUUGCACGUUUAUGCAAGACUGAUGGCAGUCGGUGAGGAUUACGGUGUGCGCAAUGUUGGGGUAUUGACACAACGUUUCAUGCGAAUAGAGAGAUUCAUUCCUUUCUGGGCUGAGGAGCUGAGCCCAUAUGUAACGCCAUAUGAAACUGGAAAUGGGUACAGCGUCAAAUUAGAUAAAGAGUAUUUCAUCGGAAAGUUUGCACUGCAGCACCAAAAAGAGCAAGGGGUGAGGAAACGAUUAAUUCUGUUUGUCUUGGGUGGUGAACUGGAUCCGAAUAAGGACGUUUGGCCAUGGGGUGGCGAACCUCUGUAUCGAAAUGACAGAUAUGUUGGCACGGUCACAUCAGCAGGGUAUGGGUUUGCAAUUGACAAACUCGUUUGUUUGGGAUUUAUUGGACUGCCGGGACUGAGACAAACAUAUGAUGAAAUGAGCCCGAUAACAACUGAAUUUAUAAUGGAUCCAAACGCUCGCUACGAAGUUGAUAUUGCAGGACGGAGAUUUCCUGCUAAGCCUCACGUUCAUCCGUUAUCUUCUCCAGCUCUCAAUAAGCUAAAUAAGAAGUACACACCGACACCAGUUGCUGCGUGUCAGAGUGACAUACUGCUUUAAAUUUCUAUUUGUGUCCUUUUCAAGCCAUCAUUCGUUCAUUAGGAUAACAUGAUUGAUCACUGCAAUUCGUUUUAAAUUAGUAGACAAUCAUUGUAGGUGGAAUUUGUUAGUUUCUAUAGAUAUGAAAUUUUACCGUUUUUGUGAACCUGUAGAUCGUCAAAUUAGAUGAAUAUCAAGCAGAACGAAAUGAAUGCUUCUGCUGUACAUACAUUUUGUUUACCAUGUUAUAUUUAUUUUAAACAGUAGGUGUCUCGGCAAAUUGUGCGAAACAAGCUUAUCAGAGCAAUGUUAGAUCAAGUUAAGCUAAUUACAGACUCGGUUACAUGUAUAUAAUAAAUAUGUAUUGUAUACAUAUAUGCGAUUAAGGCAAUUUUCAAAAACGAAUUACAUUUAUGAUCUAUAAAGCAGUCACCCUAUGUACAGUAACGCGACAAAUCUCAUGGCUUAAAUGGUUGUAGUCAUAUUUGUAUAUUGUUGGUUAUUUACCAUAUAAUGACAGUGUCUGGGGCUCAUCCGUGGCCUUGGCCAGAUAUCGCCGUUUUCAGUUGAAAGCUACCUUUCUUCAAAGGUUGAACUAUUGAAGGCUAGAAUCUGCCCUGUUUCCGGCAAUGUUUCCAAAAAUUUUGUUCACCAAUGCAAUUGCGUUCCAAUAGCUUGAUGCUAUGAGAUACAAUUGAAAGUAUAGGUGGAUUAUGCCUAGAAUAUGGGUAUGAAUGUAUAUGCUGUGGGAUAAACCAUGCAGAGGGGUGAUACAGCAUGUGUUGAUAUCAAUACGUUUCUGUUCCAGCUGAGGCAACGAUCUAAUUAGCCAAUGAUGUUUCAUUAUUCGUUCAUUUUAUACUGCCUCCAAUAGUUCCUCUUGCUAUAUUUACCUUCCGUUUGGUUAAUUAAGAAUUGCACUAAAUCCUUUAAGAUGCCCAUGAUUCCAGUUCUUUAAGAUCAUCAUCAACGUCCUCCGCUUUGGCUUCUAUAGAAAUUGAAAAUAAAUGAUUGACAAUGAGAUAUGA
Athalia rosae (coleseed sawfly) is the source of this 3997-nucleotide messenger RNA. RefSeq names its product pyruvate dehydrogenase phosphatase regulatory subunit, mitochondrial-like. Gene Ontology annotation, cellular component: cytoplasm; mitochondrion; mitochondrial matrix. The coding region runs from base 231 to 2990 and encodes 919 amino acids. Gene Ontology annotation, molecular function: protein binding; oxidoreductase activity. The record is from RefSeq and is a predicted model, not a curated record. The transcript has 13 exons. NCBI's taxonomy places the organism in Eukaryota, Metazoa, Arthropoda, Insecta, Hymenoptera, Athaliidae.